CUGAUUGGAGGGGGUCCGGGGCCGCGGCCGCGGGCGGGGCCGGAAGGUGACCGGCAACAUGGCGGCCGCACCGCUACUGCGGGACCGUCUGAGCUUCCUGCAGCGGCUCCCGGUCCUGCUGAAGGGAACGUCGGACGACGAUGUCCCGUGUCCUGGGUACUUGUUCGAGGAGAUCGCUAAGAUCUCCCACGAGUCCCUGGGCAGCAGCCAGUGCCUCCUGGAGUACCUUCUGAACCGUCUGCACAGCGGCUCCGGCCGCGUGAAGCUCAAGGUGCUGAAGAUCCUGCUGCACCUGUGUGCCCACGGCUCCGCAUCCUCCCUGCUUAUCCUCAAACGCAACCCGGCCUUCAUCCAGGAAGCCGCAGUGUUCUCGGGGCCCCCGGAUCCUCUCCAUGGGAACAGCUUGUACCAGAAGGUGCGCGCAGCUGCCCAGGACUUGGGGAGCGCCCUGUUCUCUGACAGCUUGUCGCCUCCACCUCCCUCCCAGCCGCCCAGGGCCCUGCCUCCAGCGGGCAUGGGCUCGCAGUCCAGACCCCAGAGCGCCCUCCAGGGCUUCGGCUACAGCAAGGAGCGGGGCCACGUGGGCUCUGCGGGCGAAGCCUUCCUCUCCACCAUCCAGAAGGCUGCGGAGGUGGUGGCCAACGCUGUGCGCCCUGGGCCCGAGAGCCCCCGCACCCAGAGCUCCCUGCCGCGGGGAGAUGCCUACCAGCCUGCCAUGACGCUUUCGGCCGGCGGCGGCCCGGGUGCUGGGAAGCCGCUCCCUGGCGCCCUCCCAGGUGCCCGAGGAAAUGUCCUGAGACCCCAGCCUGGGCAGGCUGGAGGGGGCUGGGAUGAGCCAGACACCAGCUCCAGCUCCCAGACGUCCUCCCAGGACAACGGAGAGCCGAGCAAGGCCUCGGACUCAGGCAGUCAGUCUGGCAGUGACAGCCCCUCGGCGGCCAGCCAGGCACCCAGCGACCUGGCAGAGCGGGUGGAGGCCGUGGCCCUGAGUGACUGCCGGCAGGAGCAGAGCCUGGUCCAGACUGUGACACACGGGCCGCGCGCCUUUCUGAGCCGAGAGGAGGCCCAGUGCUUCAUCAAAGAGUGUGGAUUGCUCAACUGUGAGGCCGUGCUCGAGCUGCUGACCCGCCGCCUGGAUGGGACCAGCGAGUGCGUGCAGAUGAGAGCGCUGGGCGCCAUUGCAUCCCUGGGGCGCACUGACCUGCUCUCCCAGGAGCACAUCCUGCUUCUCACCCGGCCGCGGCUACAGGAGCUCAGUGCGGGCAGCCCGGGACCUGUGACCAGCAAGGCCACCAAGAUCCUGAGGCAUUUUGAAGCCUCCUGCCGACAGCGGCCCCCUGCCCGGAGGCCCCCAGCUGAGCUGGGCCCCGCUGCUGCCCCCGUGGGCCUGUCUGACCUGCUGACCGAUGCUGUGCCUUUCGCUGGGAGCCAAGCCUUCCUGCGGCCUCUGAGUCCCACCCUCCUGUCGCCCAAGGGCUCCGUGCAGUCCCCUCCCCUGGAUGGCUCCUCCCUCUUGGUCCCCGGGGAGUCUGGGGAGGCAGAGACCAGACUGACAGGUCCCGGAGAGCAGGGGGCCCCCUCUGAGUGGAGCCCAUUCGGCACAGGCUCCCCAAAAGGAGCACCAGCACUUAGCCUGGAGCCCGGCCACGGCCUGCAGAGCCCGGCGGCCAGUGGUGGCUGUAGCUCCUUGUUCGUCGGAAUGGAGCUGGUGGCUUGUCCCCGCCUGGUGGGGGCCGGGACUACCACAGGAGAGGGCCCCGAGGCCCCGUGGACGUUGUCGCAGAAGGUGGCAGCGAGAGAGCCUCCUGGCCCAGAGUCGUCAGCUUUCCCGUUUCUAAACUCAUGACCUGGCCGGCCUGGGCUGCACAUGGGGUCCUCACUGCCCCUCCCCUGUAACUCCCAGGACCCCGUGACUUCGUACCGUACUGUUUGCACACAGCCCCCAUGUCCCACUGAAGAGAGGUUCCCCUUGGGCAUCUGCUGCGGACCCUGCUC
This is a messenger RNA of Lontra canadensis (Northern American river otter), 1995 nucleotides long. It is a transcript of the gene TEPSIN, whose product is annotated as TEPSIN adaptor related protein complex 4 accessory protein. Gene Ontology annotation, cellular component: trans-Golgi network membrane. NCBI's taxonomy places the organism in Eukaryota, Metazoa, Chordata, Mammalia, Carnivora, Mustelidae. The record is from RefSeq and is a predicted model, not a curated record. Bases 59 to 1846 code for a protein of 595 amino acids. The transcript is spliced from 13 exons.